Molecule: messenger RNA, 1580 nt
Organism: Mustela erminea (ermine)
Lineage: Eukaryota; Metazoa; Chordata; Mammalia; Carnivora; Mustelidae
Gene: C1QL1
Product: complement C1q like 1
Exons: 2
Coding region: 297-1073 (258 amino acids)
Molecular function (GO): protein binding
Source: RefSeq, a predicted model, not a curated record
AGGCGGGAGGAGCCGGGCAGGACGCGGCCGCCGCGGCUCUUAGUCCGGCCGCGCAGCGGGAGGGAGGCGCGAGGCAGGAGCCGGCGGCUGGGCUCGGCGGCGCAUCCAGCGCAGCGCGGCGCUCCGGGCCCGGCCCCAUGCCCGCAGCCCCGCCGGACCGCCCUUGAGCGCGGGCGCCCUGCCCGCGCCCCCCGCCCGCCGGCACCAUUGCCCCGACGGCGCGGCCGGGCGGCCCGGCGCUCCCCAGGCUCCGCGCCGGCCGGAAAACGCUGCUGGCGGCCGCUGCGGGCGUGGUGAUGCUGCUGGUGCUGGUGGUGCUCAUCCCCGUGCUGGUGAGCUCGGGCGGCCCGGACGGCCACUAUGAGAUGCUGGGCACCUGCCGCAUGGUAUGCGACCCCUACCCCGCGCGGGGCCCCGGCGCCGGCGCGCGGCCCGACGGCGGCGACGCCCUGAGCGAGCAGAGCGGCGCGCCCCCGCCUUCCACGCUGGUGCAGGGCCCCCAGGGGAAGCCGGGCCGCACAGGCAAGCCGGGCCCCCCGGGGCCCCCUGGGGACCCAGGUCCUCCGGGUCCUGUGGGGCCACCAGGGGAGAAGGGUGAGCCGGGCAAGACCGGCCCUCCCGGGUUGCCGGGUGCAGGAGGCAGUGGCGCCAUCAGCACGGCCACCUACACCACGGUGCCACGCGUGGCCUUUUACGCUGGCCUCAAGAACCCUCACGAGGGUUACGAGGUGCUCAAGUUCGACGACGUGGUCACCAACCUAGGCAACAACUACGACGCGACCAGCGGCAAGUUUACGUGCAACAUUCCCGGCACCUACUUUUUCACCUACCACGUCCUCAUGCGCGGCGGCGACGGCACCAGUAUGUGGGCGGACCUCUGCAAGAACGGCCAGGUGCGGGCCAGCGCCAUAGCCCAGGACGCAGACCAGAACUACGACUACGCCAGCAACAGCGUGAUCCUGCACCUGGACGCGGGCGACGAGGUCUUCAUCAAGCUGGACGGAGGCAAAGCGCACGGCGGCAACAGCAACAAAUACAGCACAUUCUCGGGCUUCAUCAUCUACUCCGACUGAGCUCCCCGCGCCCCUCUCGGUCCCGUGUCCGUCCGCCCACACCCCUGCCCGGGACUCCCCUCCCGGCUGGCUGAGGACCACCCAACCCCUCUCUGCCCAGCCCCGGCUGCCGGCCCAUCCCGGUUAUGACGCCCCCCGGCCCGCCCUCACCACCGCCCCGGCCGAAGGCUAGGCUCUCCUGCGGGCUCACCGCAGAGCCGGGUCCAGAGCGCGCCCCGUCCCGGUCCGCCGGAGGCGGUGUCUACAGCCCUCGCCCCGGCUCGCGCUGUACAUUUGUACUAUAGGACUGUUUAUGGCCCACCCUGCUCGCCAGCCGGCCCCAGAGUGGGGACAGGUCUCGGCGGGGACCCUUCCCGUGCUCGGAUGAGCUGCCCUCCGGCUCCAGGGUGGCGCCUCCUGGGAGAGGGGUGGGUUGGGGCCGGAUUGCGUCCCAGCACCUGCUAAAGCCCCAGCCCGGCUGCGCCCCGUCUGACCAAAGCUCUAAUAAAAACACUUCCACCCCGCUGG